Molecule: messenger RNA, 9142 nt
Organism: Tupaia belangeri chinensis (Chinese tree shrew)
Lineage: Eukaryota; Metazoa; Chordata; Mammalia; Scandentia; Tupaiidae
Gene: BLTP3B
Product: bridge-like lipid transfer protein family member 3B
Exons: 22
Coding region: 379-4629 (1416 amino acids)
Source: RefSeq, a predicted model, not a curated record
GUUAGCCGGAACAGAGAGGAGACGUCCACGCAGAGAGGAGGCAGUGAGCAACAGAGCGAGAGCGCGGCGCCUUCCACCCCGGCACCAUGGCUGGAAUAAUCAAGAAACAGAUCCUGAAGCACCUCUCCAGCGUUCCCUGCUGGCUGUGGUGGAGCUUGGUGCCCUCUGAAUUGCAUAAUCACCCAAAUGAGUACCAGAGGAGUCUAAGAAACCCUGACAGCUGACUACUUGCUUUCACCAGGAAUUAGGGACCUUUUGUCUGAAUUUCCUGCCCUCAGAUUUACCAAGAAUUUGUCUCCUGACAAGAUAAAUCUAAGUACUCUUAAAGGAGAGGGUGAACUGAAGAAUUUAGAAUUGGAUGAAGAGGUGCUCCAGAAUAUGUUGGAUUUGCCAACAUGGCUUGCUAUCAACAAAGUUUUUUGUAAUAAAGCAUCCAUUAGGAUACCAUGGACAAAAUUGAAAACACAUCCCAUCUGUUUGUCCCUAGAUAAAGUAAUAAUGGAAAUGAGUACAUGUGAAGAACCACGUGCCCCUAAUGGCCCAUCACCAAUUGCAACUGCUUCAGGACAAAGUGAAUAUGGCUUUGCUGAAAAAGUAGUUGAGGGGAUUACUGUUUCUGUAAGUUCCAUUGUCAUCAGAAUCGGAGCAAAAGCCUUCAAUGCAUCCUUUGAACUUUCUCAGCUACGGAUCUAUAGUGUGAAUGCCAACUGGGAACAUGGAGAUUUAAGAUUUACUCGUAUUCAGGAUCCACAGAGAGGAGAGGUUUUGACAUUUAAAGAAAUAAAUUGGCAGAUGAUACGAAUAGAGGCAGAUGCUACCCAAAGUUCCCAUCUUGAAAUUAUGUGCGCUCCUGUUCGAUUAAUAACCAACCAAUCAAAAAUCAGAGUCACACUUAAAAGAAGAUUAAAGGACUGCAAUGUUAUAGCAACAAAGUUAAUUCUGAUAUUGGAUGACUUAUUAUGGGUUUUAACGGAUUCUCAGUUAAAGGCUAUGGUACAAUAUGCAAAAUCUCUCAGUGAAGCAAUAGAAAAAUCAACAGAACAAAGGAAGAGUAUGGCUCCUGAACCUACACAGAGCUCUACAGUAGCCCCAUCUACCCAGCAAGUGAAGACACCACAGACGUCAAAUGCUCCUGAUCUAAAUGAUGCAAUUGUGAGACUGUUUAAUGAGUUUGAUGUUAAAGAAACUUCUCAUCAUUUAGUGAUUUCUCAUUUGGAUCUACACAUAUGUGAUGACAUUCAUGCUAAAGAGAAAGAGUCAAACAGACGUAUUACUGGAGGGGCUAUGCAACUGUCUUUUACACAGCUGACUAUAGAUUAUUAUCCCUAUCAUAAAGCAGGAGAUAGUUGUAAUCAUUGGAUGUAUUUUAGUGAUGCAACCAAAACAAAGAAUGGAUGGGCCAACGAGUUGUUACAUGAAUUUGAGUGCAACGUUGAAAUGCUUAAACAGGCUGUGAAAGAUCAUAAUGUAGGUUCACCUCCUAAAUCCCCAACACAUGCCUCUCCCCAGCACACACAAACAGAGAAGGAUUCUACCCAGAAAGGGACUUCAAAAACACCUUCAGUAUUAUCUCAACAUUCAAAAGCUAAGCUAAUGUCUAGUUCUGUUGUGGUUAGACUUGCAGAUUUCAAUAUAUACCAGGUGUCUACAGCAGAACAAUAUCGUUCUUCCCCCAAAAGUAUGAUUUCCUGCAAUAAAAAAUCCCUGUAUCUUCCACAAGAUAUGUCAGCUAUUUAUAUAGAAUUUACAGAAUAUUACUACCCAGAUGGAAAGGAUUUUCCAAUUCCAUCUCCUAACCUUUAUAGCCAGCUGAAUGCACUACAAUUUACUCUGGAUCAAAGAAGCAUUCUAUGGUUAAAUCAAUUUCUUUUGGAUUUAAAACAGAGUCUUAAUCAAUUCAUGGCUGUGUACAAGUUGAAUGACAAUUCAAAAUCUGAUGAGCAUGUUGAUAUUCGCAUUGAUGGCUUGAUGCUAAAGUGUGUGAUUCCUUCUGAAAUGAAAUCUGAAUGUCAUCAAGAUCAGCCACAUGCAAUUUCUAUUCAGAGUUCUGAAAUGACUGCCACAAAUACAAGGCAGUGUCCAAACUGUCGACAUUCUGAUCUAGAAGCUUUGUUUCAAGACUUCAAAGAUUGUGAUUUUUUUAGUAAAACAUAUACCAGCUUUCCCAAAUCUUGUGACAGUUUCAACCUUCUGCAUCCCAUCUUCCAGAGACAUGCUCAUGAACAAGAUACCAAAAUGCAUGAAGUUUAUAAGGGAAAUAUUACUCCUAAAUUGAAUAAGCACACUCUUAAAACUUCUGCUGCUACUGAUGUUUGGGCUGUUCACUUUUCCCAAUUUUGGAUAGACUAUGAAGGGAUGAAAAGUGGAAAAGGACGACCAGUAAGUUUUGUAGAUGCCUUUCCUCUUUCCAUCUGGAUUUGUCAACCAACAAGGUAUACAGAGUCACAAAAAGAGCUGCAGACUUGUAGUCAGGUAUCCCUAAAUACAUCACAAAGUGAAUCUAGUGAUCUGACUGGCCGAUUGAAGCGGAAAAAGCUCUUGAAGGAGUAUUAUAGUACAGAAUCCGAGCCAUUGACAGCCGAUGGCCAGAAGACACCUUUAUCAGAUUCGUUUUUAAGAUGUUCCUCUUCACCAUCGGAUGCAGAUAUUCAUGUCCUGGUUCACGUUCUUAAACAUGUCAGUAUGCAGAUCAAUCACUACCAGUACCUGUUCCUACUUUUCCUUCAUGAGUCACUUAUUCUGCUUUCAGAAAACUUAAGGAAAGACGUAGAAGCUGUGACUGGCAGUCCUGCUAGUCAGAUGUCUGUGUGCGUUGGAAUUUUACUGAGAAGUGCAGAACUGGCUCUUUUGCUGCAUCCAGUGGACCAGGCAACUACUAUGAAGUCUCCUGUUUCUGAAAGUGUGAGCCCGAUGGUUCCAGAUUAUUUGCCUACAGAAAAUGGAGAAUUUUUGUCUUCAAAAAGAAAACAACUUAGUAGUGGUAUAAAUCGAAUUAGAAGUGUAGCUGUUAAUCAUAUGUCAGACAGCAGGUCUUUGAGUGUUGAUCUUAGCCACGUCCCUUUAAAAGAUCCUUUGCUUUUUAAGUCAGCUAGUGAUACAAAUCUGCAAAAGGGUAUUUCUUUCCUGGACUAUUUAUCAGAUAAACAUUUAGGAAAAAUAAGUGAAGAUGAAAGUAGUGGACUUGUUUGCAAAAGCGGCUCAGGAGAACUUGGAUCAGAAAUAAGCCAUAAAAGGGAUUCCUCUUCUGCAGAUUCGAAUAGUGUCAUAAAUUACAGAGAAGAUUCAAAUAUGCCGUCAUUUGAUAAUGAUGGUAAUCAAAACAUGCUUUCAAAUAGUGUAAUUGGUAAAGGAAAUGAAAAUGUAGAGUCAAUUUUUAAAGCUGAAGAUUUGCUUCCAGAAGCAGCUUCAUUCUCUGAGAACCUAGAAAUCAGUAAAGAAGAGACAACCACAGCUAGAACACUUAAAUCACAGUCAUUUUUAAGCGGAAAGCCUAAAGAACGCUGCCCAUCCAACCUGGCUCCACUCUGUGUUUCUUAUAAGAAUAUGAAAAGAAGCUCCUCACAACUCUCACUGGAUACCAUUUCACUUGACAGUAUGAUACUGGAAGAACAGUUGUUAGAAAGUGAUGGAAGUGAUAGCCAUAUAUUUUUGGAAAAAGGAAUUAAAAAGAUUUCAAGUACAGAUCACCAGAGCCCAGGAGAGAGUGUGAACGCUAGUGCAAACCUACAGAAUUAUGGUGAAACCUCUCCAGAUGCCAUUAGUACAAAUUCAGAGGGGGCUCAAGAAAACCACGAUGACCUGAUGUCAGUUGUGGUGUUUAAAAUUACUGGUGUUAAUGGAGAAAUUGACAUCCGAGGAGAAGAUACAGAAAUUUGUCUUCAAGUGAACCAGGUGAUACCAGAUCAGUUAGGCAAUAUCAGUCUUCGGCAGUACCUUGGUAAUCGUCCAAUUGGUUCAGAUCUGAAGGCUGUAACUCAUUCCAAAGCCUCUCCUGAGAUUUCUCUGAGAUUUGAAAGUGGGCCUGGUGCUGUAAUACACUCUUUGCUUGCUGAAAAAAAUGGAUUUCUGCAAUGCCAUAUAGAAAACUUUAGCACUGAGUUUCUUACAUCUUCUCUAAUGAAUAUUCAACAUUUUUUGGAAGAUGAAGCUGUUGCAACAGUAAUGCCAAUGAAGAUACAAGUUUCUAACACAAAAAUCAAUUUAAAAGAUGACAGUCCUCGAAGUAGUACAGUAUCCGUUGAACCACCUCCUAUAACUGUACAUAUAGAUCAUCUAAUUAUAGAGAGGAAUGAUGAUGGCUCUUUUCAUAUCAAAGAUUCUCAUAUGCUUAACACUGGAAAUAUUUUGAAAGAAAAUAUCAACAGUGAUUCAGUGCUGCCGACCAGUGGAAAAUAUGAUCUGAAGAAACAGCAUAGUGUCACUCAAGCCACUCAGACAAGUCCAGAGGUUCCUUGGCCUUCUCAGUCAGUUAACUGUCCUGAGUACUCCUUUGACUUUACUAGGCAACAGCUCAUAGAAGAGAAUGAAUCUCUUAAGCAGGAACUGGCUAAAGCUAAAAUGGCUCUUGCAGAGGCUCACUUGGAAAAAGAUGCUCUUCUUCAUCAUAUAAAGAAGAUGACAGCUGAAUAGCAGGAGUGACAGUGAAAACUCAAAUUACAGUUUUGGAGUUAAGAAGGUUAUAGUUAUAUUGCGAAUGUUGCAAAUUGACUUUCCUUUCCAUGAAAAGACAAUAAAAUGAGAUGGAAUGUGGUGAAGUGGUGACUAUUCCAAAGCCAGCUUAGAAAGUAUUAGGUACAUACAUUACAAUCUUUUGGUUGUUUUGUAUUUUGGGGUUUAUCUCUCUUUUAAACUAGUGUGGUCUAGGGAAGUCGGUACAUACUGUAAAAUAAUUACAUGCCUAAUGAAAAGAUGUCAUUUCCUAAUUUUGAUAUCUCAUUAUAGGCAUUUUUAAAAAUUAAAACCAAAUGUGUUCACACAGAUAACUGAAUUUAUUUCUAUUUGUUAAUAAUUUACUAUUAUUUACAAAGAUUCAAAUGCUUUAGGGCUAAUGUAAAAUAAAAGGAGGCUUAUAUUUUAAAUGUUAUUAAAAUUAUGUACUUAAAUCUAUAAUUAUUUAAUUACUGUGGAAAGUCCAAUCAAACAAAUAAAUUAUAUAAUUAAUGUGUUUGAAAACUGGAAAACCAUCCUACUGAACUUAACAAAAUAAUUUGAAAAUGUGAAAAAAAAUUUUAAAUGAUGGAUGAAUCAUGUAAGUUGGGGCAAUAAUUUUCCAGAAAAAGAUGGUACAGUGUAAAAAUAAAAAGCACAAACUGUAAAAAAGCAAAAUAUUAGAGUAUAUGGCCAAGUGAUUUAAAAACAAUACUUGUACAUUCCUUUAAAUGUUUAUUGUUAAAAGUAAAAGAAUAAUUUAACUAUCCUGCUAAAUUUGGCAGCAUUUAUAUCUAUAAAGUUUUUAAUUGAUACUCUUUAUAUUAUUUCUUUACCUUCAUCUUUCCUCUUUAACUUGAGGAAUGUUUCCAGAGAAUUUUCUUUUCACAUACAUAAAACAAUUUCAUACCAAUCUUAUAGUAUAUUAGAUGGAUGUUUGCACAUACUAAAUUUAUAAAACUAGUUUUGAUUGAAGUUCUAUGUGACAUAAAUAAUCUUCUAUAAUAAUAGUCAUUAGUAAAUUUUGAAUUCUAUUUUCUAGGGAUUAAGGUUGAAAUCAACAUGAGAGAGAAUCUCAGUCAUGCAGUAUGAAGUGAACGUUCAUGAGUAUUUGAGAAACAGGCUUUUAAAGAGACUUAAAAUGAAUUUCUGAUAGAGUUAAAUUAAGUGGUAUCUAUUUUAAAAUUUACAUUCUUAAACAUAAGUAUAUACAAGAGAGAAUGUGAAACAGUGGGACUACUCUUUCUUUUUGAUACUUGAAUUUUCCAAACCAUUUUGCAACACUUUAUGGUGCUUUGUUUGGCCUGACAUCCAUCCAUCCCUAUACUAUAUAUCUGAGUGUGUGGGGAAAAAUACAUCAUUUCAUUUACAUGAAGUGUUGGAGUGAUUUAUUUUAUUUUACUUAAUAUAUUUCAUGAAAGAGAGAGAGAGAGAUAGAAACCGUUUACCCAGUCUUACCAUGCUAUGGUCUUCCCCUCCAUAUUGCAGCUAUCAGGAUCACAGACACACACAUGGAUGUGCUUGGUGUGUUUGGGUCAACUUGGGAUCCAAACCUGGGCUGCCUUUGUGGUACUGGCCUCUCACAGUGGUGCCUUACCACCUGCACCACCACAGCUGGGCCUGAUUUGGGUUUUAUUAAAACCUAUUUUUCUUCUUUAUCAUCCAUUUUCAUUGCUAUUUCUUAAAAAUACAGGUACUAUUUUGGGAGCUGAGGAUAUAGCCAGGAACAAAUUCAGUUGUUUAUAUUUUACCUAAAAGUAUUUAAAAAAUCUUGUUAAGCCAUGUUAAUAUAAAAUUAUAUAAUAGCCUUAAAUUAAAUGUAAACUUUUAAUUAAAGUUUUAAAAUGUAUAGCAUAUGUCUUUAGUAGAGAACCUUUGAUUUGUAGGUAGAUAGUCAGCAAAAGCAGUCUCUUUUAUGGAAAGGAAGAAGGAUUGAUGGGACCUUAACUUCUUCAGAGCUGACAGUGUUUCUCAGGAUUGAUCUAGUAGUCUAUGUAAAUUGAAAUUUUCUGUGGUAUAUUAUAAUUGUCUGGUAUUAUAGAAGCUAAACAUUUUUCUUCUUUUUAAAAAUUUGUUUAAUUGCCAGAGGGCAUGUACUUGCAAGAGAAAUGGGGUAGGGGGAGGCAUUCCACCAAUAGAGCAUGAUUAUGCCACCCUAAUUCCUUCCCUGCCAUUUUCCCAUCCUGUUGGGAUUUGGAGCAUAUAUAUGCAUGUGUGCCUGGUGUGUUUUUCAAUCUUCUAGGGCCAGGCCUCAAACUGUAGUCAGACAUAGGAGAUUUAGCUCCCUUAACCACAAGGUUUACUCCCCCUCCCCCAUUCCUUGAAAAUUUAUAUGCUCUUCUUAAGAAAAUCAUGUGAACAAUAGAGAUGAUAAUCUGAGCAGUCUAUAUGCUUUGUUGGCUUCUUUUAAAAAUAAGGAAUACUAUUUUUAUAGACGCUUAAAAUUCAUGAAACACUUCCAGAAACAUUAUCUCAUGUAAUUCUCAACCCAUAGUAAAAGUUAAAGAAAAAUUUUAAAGAAGACAAAUGACUUGACUAACAUUACAAUUAGUAACCUAGUCUUUUGAAUUAAAGCCCAGUAAUAUAUGCUAUAUAUCUUUUGUUUUACUUAGUCAUUAGUUUACAGAUUUCUCCAGACAUGAAGUAAGGAGGGAAAAUCACUGUCUUAUCUUUUUCUUUUGAAGGUGAUUAUUAUACUUUUAGUAUUGUAUGUAUGUGUGAUAUAUAUGUUACCAUGUGUGUAUUCAAACUACUAAUACUUCAAGAUAGUGAGACAGUUUUUAUUUGAUUAAGUCAUCCUUAAACUAUUUGGCAGUGUGAGAAAUAGAAAAAUAAAUCUAUAAUAAGCUUUGGAGGAUUUUUUAAAUGACCAUAAAUCAGAAAUAAAGGUGUCACAUCUUAAAAAAAUUUGUUAUUAAAUCUCUAGCAGAGAGAUGUUAAUGAUCUGAGAGCAGAAAUGGUAAUUGUGUCUGGCAUUUUAUUUUUUGUAUUUGCUUUUAGUUUUGGUUUUAGGUGUUUUUUUCCUUUGUUUUCAAUUGACACAUAAAAAUUGUAUAUAGUUGUGUAUAACAUGAUGUUUUGAUAUAUGGAUACAUUGUGGAAUGGUGAAAUCAAGCUAUUAACAUGAGGAUUACUUCCCAUGCUUACUUUUUGUGGUAAAAACACUUAAAGUCUACUCUUUUCGCAAUUUUCAAGUGUACAGUAUAUUGCUAAUAACUAUUGUCACCAUUAUGUGCAAUAUAUCUCUUAAACUUAGUUCUUCUAACUGAAAUUUUGUGCUUUUGAUCAAUAUUUUCCAACUCUCUUCAACCCCCAGCCUUUGGUAACUCUGUUCUCUGAGUUUGACUUUUUUGCACUCCACAUACUCAUGUAAGUGAGAUCAUGCAGUAUUUGUUACCCUGUGUGUGGCUUAUUUUACUUAAAGUAAUAUCCAGAAGAUUCAUACAUAUUACUGAGAAAAGGCAGGCGUGUUUUUCAAGCUAAUGGAACCUAGACUGAAACCAUCGGCUAUAGAGGAUCUGGCUCUUGAUGUAUAGGGCCUAACCACUGUGCUACAGGGCCCUUAUGUCUUCUGUUAUUUUUAUGAUUUGUGGUCUUAUGCAUAAGUCUUCAAUCCAGUUUAAUUUAUUUUUGUAUGUAGGGUGAGAUGAGAAUCUUAAUUUUAUUCUUUUGUGUCUGAAUAGCCAAUUUUCCUAGCACCAUUUAUUGAGAUUUUCCUUUUCUCUUUGUAUGUUCUUAGCACCUUUGUUAAAGAUCAAUUGGCCAUGAAUACAUGAGUUUUCAGGGCUCUCUGUUCUGUUAAAUUGAUCUAUGUGUUUUUAUGUCAGUACCAUGCUAUUUUGAAUACUGUACCUUUAUAGUGGAUCUUUCUGAGCUUUGCUUUUUAAUUUCAUGUAUGUCAAAAGCAUUUUGGGGGUAUCUUGUGUUCUUCUUUUCUUUUCUUAUCCCUAUCCUAGUAUUUCAAAAUGACAUGUGAUGAACAUUAUUUUUAGUUAAGCCAAGUAUGAGAGUCUAUGUAUGAUCAUAGAAAAAUCAUAUGUCGGAAAAACUUCCUAGAUAUUCCUUCCUCUGUUUUUAAUUGUUGUUACUCUGUGCACCUUAGUAUGGGAAUUAUAGUCUAACAUAUUUUUAUUAACCUACAAGGCAUUUUACAUCUCAGUGAAUGGCACUACCAUUAACUUGUUUCCCAAACUGGCAACCUAGAAGUCGUCGUAUGCCACCUUUCUCUCCCUGUCAGUUCAUCACUAAGUCCUGUCAUUUUACCAUGUAAACAUCUCUCAAAUUUGUGUUUCUUUCUGCUUCUCACCACUCCCUAAUCUAAACUAUCAUCAUCACCUUUACCAUGCAGGCUGCAGUUAUCUCUUAACGAGUCUUCCUAAAUCUAUUUGGCCCUCCUCAAGCUCAUUCUAUAUUGCAGGCAAAAUUUUCUUUUUUGUUUAAAAUGCAGUUUUAUUCAAGACAACCCACCUACUACACUCUCUCCCCUAACUUAAAC